Molecule: messenger RNA, 2238 nt
Organism: Paramecium sonneborni
Lineage: Eukaryota; Ciliophora; Oligohymenophorea; Peniculida; Parameciidae
Source: the annotation of a GenBank genome assembly
AUGAUUAAAUUAGAGGCUCAUACCUUUAAUCAUAAAAAUAUUAUGACACCAGCAUAAAUAUCAAAUAAAUCUCCAAUAGAUAUAAUAAGAUAGAAAAAAAUCAUUUUUAAAAGAGAAUUGUUAAAUACAGAAUAGAAUUAUUUAGUUUAAGUAAAACUCAAUUUGUAUUAAGUUCAAGACUGAAGAACAAUAAGAAAUUAUCUAUAUAAAACCAGAUGUUCCAGAUCUUAUAAUGACAGAACUUACUAAUAUGGCUAUAUAAGAAGAUAUCAAUGAAUAUUAAGCUUUGGAAUAUCAUAUUCGAGCAGCUAAACUGUUAGAAUAUUAUACGUAGAAUUAGUAAUCUUAAUUAUUAUUUUAGAAUUCAAGUGUAAUAUACGUCAGUUUUAUUCUCUAAAAUUAAUUAUGCCAUUAUAUUAAAGAAAUAUGCUGCCUAAAAUGAAGCAUUAGAAAUAUUGUUAGAUUCUGAUUAAAUUCUUAAAAUUAAAGGCAAAACUCUAAAAAAAGCACCAUUGGAAAGCUUAAGUUUAGCAAAAAUAAUCUAAAACAAAUUAUUAAGACUAAGACUCAUGUUUUAAAUUACUCUUCUCUUUUCAGAAACUAAAAAGUAAUGUCUAUAAUAUAUAUCAGAAAUAAACAGGCUUUAGAAAUGGCUAAAAAUACUUUAAGAAUUUUAAGAAGUAUUAUUUAGAAUACAAUCAAAUUAUGUCAGUAAAUUACAAUAUUAUAAACAAUCAAUAAAAAAUAAAGAGCUAAUUCAGAAAUUAAUUCUCCUUUGUAAAAAAUUUAAUAAUCUUAAUCAACUACUUUACCUUAAUAAAUGUCUUAAAUUUUAUCUUAUCCACAAAUUGUAGAAGUGGUUUUUAAAGAAAUUUUAAGUUCUAUAAAAUCUAUGUUACCAAAUGAUGAUAAAUCAUAUGAUGUUUAGAGUUCAUAAAAUUUAUUGAUUCGAAGUUAUUAGAAUAGAAGUUAAUCAUUAUUUACUUCUGAUUAUGUAUUUCAACCAUAAAACAAUUAACAAAAUAAAUUAUUUUCUAUAAUAGAUGAUACUCACCCUAUGUUAUAAAUGUAAAUAUUAGGGUUGAUGUAAUUAACUUAUGUAGAUUUAGAAGAACUAUUUCCAAUCAACAGUUAUGAAAUGGUUAUGGCUGAAGAAGUCAUUUUGGAAUUAGUAAAUCUUAUAAUUUAUUUAUUAGAUUAUGUUAACAGGAUUAAGUUUCUAUAGCAUAUCAACAGAACUUAGAUUUAUUAAUAAUUUAUCUAAUAAAUUAACAGUUGAAAUCUGGUUGGGAAAGGCUGUAGAGAUAUUCUAUACUUAUGUACCACAUUCAAGUGCCAUAUUUAAUUAGAUUUAUUAAGUUUAUCAAAAAUUAUAUGGAGUUGAUAAAUAAUCUAUUGUAAUCUAUUAAUGAAAUAAUUUAGCCAGAAGAUGAGGAAAUAGAAUAUUAAACCAAAUUACUCAAACCACAUCCUUAUAAUAAUAAAUCUGCUCUCUCUAAUAAAGUUGUCAUUAUUAUCAAAGUACCUAAUCUUAAUAAAUAAUCUAAAGAUACAGAAACUAAAUAAUCUUAAAAUACUCAAACUACUUUUCAAAAGAUCUAACAAACAAUAUUAGCUAAAAAAUAAAUACUUUUACCUCAAAAACAUAUUUUUACUCAACCUGAUACAGACAAAAAACUAGAUACUUUACAAGAUGAAUAAGAUAAAUCUCCAUAAUAAUAAUAAAAAUCAAUUAUCAAAUAAAAUAAUUUUAUUAAUUCAACUGAUGUAAGAUAAAGAGUAGAAAUUCUUAUGAAUUAAAUUCUCAAUUAAUAAGCAAAAUUAACUCAAGAAAAAUUAAAAUAAAAACAUACACCAAUUACUAUCUUAAAAUAAAAGUAUUAAGUAGCAAAUAAAGUAUAUGAAAAUUUAAAGACUUCUAAUCCUAUUAUGACUUCAUAAAUUAAAACAACUUUACCUUUAAGUAGAUCUCUUUCUAAUUCAAGAAAAACUAGUUAAGCUAAUCUGAAAAAUUAAACCAAUAGUCUUAAAACUGCUUAAAUGAGAUAUCGUACAUAAAUAAGUACAUUACCCCCAGAUGAUUCAUCUAAACAACUUGCUUAAUAAAUUGCUACCUAAUUAGCUAGUCUUAAUCGCUAAAAUAAUGUAAAAUCUAUAUUAACUUAUUUUUAGAAAGGAUUUCUUUUAAAAAGAAGUGAUUCUGCAAAAAAAUCAAAGGCUCAAUUUCUAUAACGUUGA